Molecule: messenger RNA, 786 nt
Organism: Aphanomyces invadans
Lineage: Eukaryota; Oomycota; Saprolegniomycetes; Saprolegniales; Verrucalvaceae
Exons: 5
Coding region: 1-786 (261 amino acids)
Molecular function (GO): calcium ion binding
Source: RefSeq, a predicted model, not a curated record
AUGCACGACGGACUCAUCUUGAGUGUGUUUUCAGCGUCGUCGUACUGUGGUUUCCAAGCCAACAAAGGCGCGUACGUGGUGCUCACGGACGAGCUCAAGCCAUACGUGGUCCAGUUUCACUCGCAGGCGCUGCAAAAAUUUACGUCGACACGCAACUGGCGGACCCAAGCGAACCGUUUUGAAGAGCGGACGCUGUGGAGUUUGAGGGAGCUCAUAGGAAAAAAGCACUCGCAGCUUGCAGCGCACUUUGCUACGCUCCCUCCCAAGGUGUCGCGGCUGCAGUGGAAGCAAGGUCUGGCUCAAAUCCUGGGCAUUCCGCUGCACUUUUUGCUGUAUUUGCCGCAGCUGGUGCCGCAGUCGGAGGACCGCACGCCCCUGGUGGAUCUUCCACGGUUUCUCCGCGCGAAUCGACUUGACUUGCCGACGGAUAAGGCAUGGAUGGACGCAACGAUGGCGUCGAUCUGGCACCAGAUGAACGAAAAGAACGUGACGAAAGCGUUCGAGUACUUUGACCGGAGCCGCAAGGGUCGCAUCUCGUACGACGACUUGAAGGCGACGUUGCGCGUGCUGGGCCUGAUGAAACCGGAAGGGACGCUGUCCGCGAGUCCGCCUCUCACUGGGCUUUUUGCCGAGGGGCCGCCCAGUCGAGAGCACGCGACGACCGCCUUGGUGACGGAACAAAUGGCGUUUGAACUCAUGCACCAGUGGGACCGCAAUCAAGACGGGAUCGUCGACAUGCAAGAGUUUGAGUUUGCCUUCUCCAAACAGAUCCACAAGCAGCCGUAG